CGGGGCUUCGGUUACAUCCGGAAGACCCGGUUGAGCUCCGCCGGCUGCGAGGAUGGCGGGGCGGGGGAAGCUCAUCGCGGUGAUCGGAGACGAGGACACGGUGACCGGCUUCCUGUUGGGUGGCAUAGGGGAGCUUAACAAGAACCGCCAUCCGAAUUUCCUGGUGGUGGAAAAGGAUACAACCAUCAAUGAGAUCGAAGACACUUUCCGGCAGUUUCUAAACCGAGACGAUAUCGGCAUCAUCCUCAUCAACCAGUACAUCGCUGAGAUGGUGCGGCAUGCCCUGGACGCGCACCAGCGCUCUAUCCCGGCUGUCCUGGAGAUCCCAUCCAAGGAGCACCCCUAUGACGCCGCCAAGGACUCCAUCCUGCGCAGAGCCAAGGGCAUGUUCACGGCUGAAGACCUGCGCUAGGGGCGCCCCCCAGCCUUCCAGCCCUGCCCCCAGGUCUAGGCCUCUCCUCAGUCUUGCCAUCGCCCUUCGGUGCGUUUGGAGCCUCUGAUUUCCAACUCCCUGCCCAUUCCCACUCCAGAGAGGCUGGAUGAAGUACUCACAGGUUGCUGGGAUUGUGGCACUAAAAUCAAGGCUGGCAAGGGAGUGGGAAGCCUGACCAUAUUCUCUCCCCCUCUACUACCUCUUCCCUGUGCUGUUAUGCAGUGUCACUGUUGAUGUUAAAUUAAAGUAAUAUUCUUGCUUCUCUCUAA
Loxodonta africana (African savanna elephant) is the source of this 702-nucleotide messenger RNA. It is a transcript of the gene ATP6V1F, whose product is annotated as ATPase H+ transporting V1 subunit F. Bases 53 to 412 code for a protein of 119 amino acids. Gene Ontology annotation, cellular component: proton-transporting V-type ATPase, V1 domain; membrane. Gene Ontology annotation, biological process: proton transmembrane transport. Gene Ontology annotation, molecular function: proton-transporting ATPase activity, rotational mechanism. Lineage: Eukaryota; Metazoa; Chordata; Mammalia; Proboscidea; Elephantidae. The record is from RefSeq and is a predicted model, not a curated record. The transcript has 2 exons.